AGUCUGGCUGCGCGCUUAGGCGAUCCGCUGGCAUGGCUCUGGAAGGCGGCGGCGGCGGCGGCAGGAGCAGCAGCAGCAGCAGCAGCUCCUUGGAGGCUGCCCUGGCCGAGUGCACAGCAGCCCUGAACUGCUUCCUGCGUAACCAGUUCAGUGAGAGCCUGGAAAUGCUGCAGCCCAGGGCAGGAGAAAGCAUGUAUCAUGCCUUAAUCUAUGCCACCAUCCUGGAGAUGCAAGCUGUGAUGACCUUUGAACACGAUGACAUUGUCCAUGCUGGACAGACCAUGAAAGAAGCGCAGGAGAUUUGUCAGAGGUUUCGGAGAAAAAGCACCAUGAGCAGUUCCUUCUCCAGUCGACAAGGUGGAGAUGCCUGCGCUGAGGAGGAGCUGCAUGCUGAAGUGUGCUACGCAGAAUGCUUAUUGCACCGGGCAGCCCUCACCUUCCUCCAGGAUGAAAAUAUGGUGAAUUUUAUAAAAGGGGGAAUCAAGGUGCGUAACAGCUACCUCAUCUACAGAGAGCUCAACAGCUGCAUCCGUCCGAAUCACUUGCCAUCAAGUUCUGCUCGUGUCCAUCUGGAGGGGGGAAUCGCACUAGGUAUUGGUGCUUUCAACUUGACUCUGUCUCUCUUUCCACCCCGGAUUCUCAGACUAUUGGAGUUUGCGGGGUUUUCAGGAGACAAGGAUUAUGGUCUGCAACAGCUGCGCCAGGGGGCUACCACACCCAACCUGCGGGCGUUGCUCUGCACAAUGCUGCUCCUGUGCUACUACACCUUCCUUACCUUCAUCUUAGGGAUCGGGGAAGAUGAUUUCACAGAGGCUGAGGCCCUGCUAAGUCCAUACCUCUCUCGUUACCCUCAGAGUGCCAUUUUCUUGUUCUUUGCUGGGAGGAUAGAGGAGAUCAAAGGAAAUAUCAAUGAGGCGAUCAAGAAGUUUGAGGAGGGCUGUUCGGUCCAGCAGGCCUGGAAGCAGUUUCACCAUAUGUGCUACUGGGAGCUGAUGUGGUGCUUUGCUUACAAAGGAAUGUGGAAGAUGGCUUACUUCUAUGCAGACCUGCUGAGCAAGGAGAACCGUUGGUCCAAGGCAAUGUAUGUGUACAUGAAAGCUGCCUUCCUGAGCAUGCUUCCACCAGAGGAGCCGCGGCCUUUUGGGGAGGAAGAAGUUGAGCUUUUUCGGCAGGUCCCCUCUUUCAAGCAGAAGAUUGCAGGGAAGUCUCCACCCACAGAGAAGUUUGCCAUCCGUAAAGCGAGACGCUACAAAGGCAGCGAACACAUCCCCUUACCUGUACCAGCCCUGGAGAUGAUGUAUAUGUGGAAUGGAUUCACAGUCCUGGGGAAACGAAAAGAACUGUUAGAAGGGACUCUGGACACCCUGAACCAGGCUGAGAAGCAGUUAAAAGAGGCACCAGCCAGUGAGUACCAGGUAGAUGACCAGUGUCUGCUGCUGCUUCUCAAAGGCCUAGUCCUCAAGCACUUGCACAGUUCGGCCGAGGCGGAGGCCUGCUUCAGCGCUGUCUAUAGCAGUGAAAAGAGAAUCCGGUAUGAUCACUACUUGGUACCUAAUGCUCUACUAGAAUUGAGCCUGCUGUACGUUGCAAAAGGCCACAACGAUGAGGCUGUGCAGCUGCUCCGCAAAGCAAAGAAUAAUUACAAGAAUUAUUCAAUGGAGUCAAGAACACUAUUCCGGAUCCACGCUGCAUUAUCCAAACUCAAGGCCAGCCAAGAGGAAAAUGGUACAGAUGGAGCCAGCCCUUCCUAGGAGAUUGAAAAGGCAGACUGUUGUUCUUAGGAGCACCUGGACCAAAGGGAGAACUUGCCAGAGCACUGGGGCUUGAGACGUUGACUCCUUCUUUGCUGGGUUAUGGUGUUGCCAUCAGCUGUACCAGUUGACUAUCCAUCUAGUCCUUGGUAUGAGGGACUGGAUGGACUUUUCUUAUCCAGCUUGUGGCUCCCAAGACCAGGGAGAAGUUUAGGAAAUAUUGCUUUCUAAUGAAGGAAACUGAAAGCAGCAGCUCAUCUUGAUUAAUCAGUCCCCUCUCUCAGGGUCCUACAAAUGAGGGCUAGAUUCUCUUUAGAAUCCUCCAGUAAUCUAAUCAUAUAAUCAUUUGGAAAUAGCUUGAUACCUCUAGUUUCCUAUUGCGUACUGAUGGCAAUUCCUUGUCCGUUUCCCCUUUGAAUCGCCGCUUCUUAACUCAAGAAGCCAUGAAGUACACCAGGUGGCUCUUCUUCUUGCACUGAAGUUGAAGCUAAGAGUGCCAGUAAGUUAACAGAAUCCGCUUGGGCUGGCAAUUGUGCAUAUCUCAAGUGGCUCAAGCUACUCUCUGCUGCAGCCUUCCUUUUUUUCCAAAAGUGCAAAGAGGGUUUUUAAAGAAAAAUGUAACUGGUCUGUACCCAUUAAAAGACCAAAUCAUCUCGCUAUUGGGUAUAGAAGCUGGGGGUGCAUGCAGGUGAUCUUGGCACAGGCUUGUAAAGCAGGAAAGAAUGGAUUGCCCUUGUUAUACAUGCAGGUGGGUAAUUUUAAAGCCAAAUGAAUGAAACCACCUCAGGUAGUAUUGGGGCCUAGAUUCGUCAGAAACAGUUGCAGGACAACUGUGAAUUGACGUCUUCUGUCAUUCUCAUCACGAAUCAGCACUGCUGUGAACAUGCACGGCUGAUGGAUGUGGUAUCUGAACAUAUUCCUCUCAGUUUGGUUCUGGAUUAGUCUCUAUGAAUGAGUUCUCCAGAUUCACUGGGGCAAGCAAACACCAUACAUAAAUGGUCUGCCUUGUGCUGAGCGACUGUUCUUUUGUAACAGCAACAGAUUGGGUGCUUGUGCUGGGAAGCCGUUGCCAUACAUUUUACUCAGGGCUGAUGUCUAGAGAUGUGUUUAAAUCCAUGUCAGGAUGCUCCUAUUAGCUCUGUGUGAUUUAACAGUGUUCACUUGAAGACCACUUACAUUGUAAAUAUUUUAUAAAUUUGUGUGCAUAGCGUAUGGCCAGGAGUGUAGUUGCAAAUUCAGUAGCGCAAGGUCUCUUCAUGAGACUUACAUACUUUUCAUGUGAAUGCCCCUUUCCUUCCCGAGUGUGCACGCACACACAUUUGUACACUUCAAAUUACGAUGUAGCUGCAAGUACAGUGAGGAAGAAGCUGCCAUCCAGAAACCAGCCCACUUCUUCUUGCACGGCUUAUGAAAUGCACACACACACAAAGGGAGCUAGAUGGGAGAGGAGGAGGAGAGAAGCAAAGUUUUCCAAGAAGUCUGAUGAGUUGCAGGAGGGUUUCUUUUAUGGAUUUUAGUUGUCACCUUGCACGUACAGUAUGCACAAAGAUAGAGGUGCAGAAAACCAAGCAGCACCUAAGCCAUGCUAAUCAGGCAGGCAAGUGAAAGGGCCAGUUCACUUCCUUCGUCUUCAACAGAGUGGUGGAACAAGAUCCCUUUCCACCUGAAGGAAAAAGGAGGGGACUAUAUCCAUAUGAAAUUUAAGUUUUGUAGGAAGGAACACAAGCUGGUAGCUACCUGAGGGGAAAAGGUGGAGGGGAUGACCUGACAAUUGGGUGCUUCAGUGUGGGAUAACAGGACUACACCACCAGAUAUGGCAGAAAUGCACAAAAGGAGCAAAGCUUACCACCUUAGUCUGAUUCCAGUUGUUAAUUCUUAUUAAGUAUCCUUUGCAACAACCUUUGCUAGAAAAGGAUGCAGUAGCCAUCACUAAUCCACACUUACUUUGCUACUUUCAUCUCUUUGCCUACCUUAGUCCAUCUCCUCCUAAGCAGACUCAACAGUGCAAAAUGGCAGACCUAAUAAAAUCAAGGGCGGAAUGAAGGACUAAGGAGAAGCCUGGGGUUGACUAGCUGGUCCUCAACGUGUUCUAGCAUAAAAGCUUACUUUUUCUCUUUGUAAUUUUCUGAAGGCCUUUCCUCAAUAUAUGACUUUUUGCAGUAUCUGCUAUUUUUGGUAGUGUACAUGAAUCCAUUCGUAAGCAUCAGCUUGAUAAGUCACAUUGAUUUUAGGUUCUCCUCUAUGUACAGUAUAAUAUGUCCUCUGCAACUUGUCAAAGCUAAUUUUAACUGAACAAAUAGAAUUCAUUACUUCCUGCUAAGUUAGAA
This is a messenger RNA of Pogona vitticeps (central bearded dragon), 4078 nucleotides long. The record is from RefSeq and is a predicted model, not a curated record. Lineage: Eukaryota; Metazoa; Chordata; Lepidosauria; Squamata; Agamidae.